This is a messenger RNA of Arabidopsis thaliana (thale cress), 1392 nucleotides long. RefSeq names its product histidine triad nucleotide-binding 4 (gene HINT4). NCBI's taxonomy places the organism in Eukaryota, Viridiplantae, Streptophyta, Magnoliopsida, Brassicales, Brassicaceae. Bases 85 to 606 code for a protein of 173 amino acids. The record is from RefSeq and is marked reviewed. Gene Ontology annotation, cellular component: peroxisome. Gene Ontology annotation, molecular function: sulfate adenylyltransferase (ADP) activity; adenylylsulfatase activity; catalytic activity. The transcript has 7 exons.
AACUUUCCCAUUUCCACAACUUGGAAAUCGAAAUCCAUUUCGAAUUUUGGUUAGCAGCGAUUUCAAAUUCCAAACGUAAGAAUUAUGGCGGGAGUGAAUCAGGCGUGUAUCUUCUGUGAGAUCGUGCGAAAUCCAACCACUACUCGUCUCCUUCACACCGAUGAGAAAGUCAUCGCCUUUCAAGACAUCAAGCCUGCAGCCCAGAGGCACUAUUUGGUGAUUCCAAAAGAACAUAUUCCUACUGUGAAUGACCUUCAGAGAAGAGAUGAAGACUACUCACUUGUAAGACACAUGCUUAGUGUGGGACAACAACUGUUGCAGAAAGAUGCUCCUCAAAGCAUUCAUAGAUUUGGUUUUCACCAGCCACCAUUUAACAGUGUUGAUCAUCUCCAUCUCCACUGUUUUGCAUUGCCUUAUGUGCCCAGAUGGAAAGCCAUCAAGUACAAGUCUUUGGGACCUUUGGGUGGAUUUAUUGAAGCCGAGACACUGCUAGAGAAGAUAAGGCCUCUUCUUUCAAAGGGGUUUGUACUGGUUGCAGUGCAUGAGAUCAUCAUCAUCAUCCUAUUCCAGCUUAACUGGUGCAGAUGUGUUCUUGCGACAUCAUAGUUAUCCACAUAACAGGUAAACACGUCUUGAAUGAACUUGUACGUUAGUAGUGACCUUUCUGUGUUGUGAUCGUGUGAGGUGGAAACAGUAUAGGUCAUGCUAACAAAUUUUAGGAGGUAUUAAGCACUGUGAUUAGGGGAACAAAAGAGAUUGAAAAUCUAGCAUUAAGUUUCAGACUAUCGCCUAUACUCAGGCGGUUCAGAUUACUCGUUUUCCCUUGUAGGGGGAUCCUUAGGUAUCAAUAGCAUGGAUAAGACUUUUGGGUGAUCAUAACUAAAAACCUGAGCUUAUCUAAGUACUAGAUGCCAUUGAGACCAAAUCUUCUCUGUUCACACUUCACAUGCAACUUGUGUAGUUAGAUAGAAGUACAGCUUGCAGUUGCACUGCCUUUAGCUUCUUUGAGUGAUGAUUUGGAUGCGGGAAUACAGUUUCUAAGAUAGUUUUUUCUGAGAUUUGUUAUGGUAUAACAUUCUGGGGACGUUUGAUAGGAACCACUAGAAGAAGUCAAGUAUAUGAGAUAACAAAGCAACAAAACUUCUUAAUGGUGUUAUGUUCUAAAUGAGUAGGAAAUUGCAAUAAUUGAAAUUCUUGGGUUGCCAUUGUCUUGAAGUAUUUAGGCCCACAAAUUAUAAGCAUUUUUUGGAUGGAUCUACUUGUAAUCCUCAACCACCCCUGUCAAAUACCAACUCUUUGUUUGGUUCUUGCUCUGUUUUUUAGUUCAUAAAGUCUAUAUACGACAUAUAGACAUCAACAAAGCUUCUUAUUUUCCUGAUAUUUUAAACCGGG